This is a messenger RNA of Psylliodes chrysocephalus, 4280 nucleotides long. Lineage: Eukaryota; Metazoa; Arthropoda; Insecta; Coleoptera; Chrysomelidae. The record is from the annotation of a GenBank genome assembly.
CAAUUGUCAAAAAGGUAAAACGAGGCGAUUGUCAGCCAUUUAUUAUCAUUUUUGAGAUACAAUUAAACAACUAUUUAUACCGGAAAAUUAUAAAUAAAAGAAUAUUCGGAUUGGUUUAAAGUUAAAAUUAACAGCCAUGGAAAACAUUCCACGCACACACGAAGAUAUUGAGGCACAAAUACGGGAAAUACAAUCUAAGAAAAAAGAGGUCCCAGCUGAUAUAUCUCCGGAUAAGGUAGCAAAAUUAGGCGAAGGUGGUUUUUUCGAUAACGAGAUUUAUGAAGGCAAAGGAAAAUAUGAAGGGUAUGUAACAUCUAUUGCUGCUAAUGACGAAGUGGAUGAUGAUGAAGAGGAUGUUGGAUUUUCUCAUAAAAGAACAGGUUUAGGAGCACCUGUAGCUCUUUUAAAUGAUGUUGCUCAGAGCGAUAAAGAUUAUGAUCCAUUUGCUGACCGUAGAAGAGCAACCAUUGCAGAUAGAGAAGAUGAGUACAGACAGAGGAGGAGAAGGAUGAUCAUAUCUCCUGAAAGAGUGGAUCCUUUUGCAGAUGGUGGAAAAACGCCAGACUUUCAAACCAGGAACUACUCCCAGAUUAUGAAGGAGCAACUACUAAAAGGGGAAGAAAAUGAGCUCCGCAAAAAAAUUAUUGAAAGAUCAAAGGAAGGUACAUUGAAACCAACAAAUGGUGAAGCUAAAUCGACCCCUAAGAAACGUGGUCGAUGGGAUCAAACUGUAGAUGAAGUUGUAGUGCCACAAAAGAAAAAAACCUUGAGCGUAUCUACUAGCAGCGCAUCUGCCACACCUGUUUGGGAGGGAGACAAAACACCGGCAGAUAUCCGUUGGGAUGAAACUCCAGGACAUAAGGGUAGCGAAACACCGGGCGCAACUCCAGGUCAAUCUACAAGGAUGUGGGACUCGACUCCAGGACCUGCAACUCCUGGAAGAGAAACGACGCCAGGCCACGGAGGAGAUAAAAGCACAUCCAGAAGAAACCGUUGGGAUGAAACACCAAAGACCGAACGGGAAACCCCUGGUCAUUCCAGUGGUUGGGCUGAAACUCCUAGAACCGACCGAACUGGAGCGGAUCUUAUACAAGAAACUCCCACUCCUGGCGCGUCCAAACGCAGAUCCAGAUGGGACGAGACUCCCUCUGCAACUCCAUCGCAAGUUAUGACGCCCGGGGCUAUGACUCCUACUACUCCUCAUGGCACUCCACAUGGUACUCCAAGUCACGGGCAUUCAACUCCUUUACUAACUCCCGGAGGCAGCACUCCAGUGGGUGUUAAAGCCAUGGCUAUGGCCACACCUACACCAGGACACCUAGCAUCGAUGACGCCUGAGCAAUUGCAAGCUUAUAGAUGGGAAAGAGAAAUCGAUGAGCGUAAUCGUCCAUACUCAGACGAAGAACUAGAUGCUAUGUUCCCUCCUGGUUACAAGGUCCUUCCUCCACCAGCUGGCUACAUACCAAUUAGAACCCCAGCUAGAAAGUUGACAGCCACGCCCACUCCUUUAGUUGGAGGAACGCCCACAGGCUUCUUUAUGCAGCAAGAAGAUAAACAAGCGAAAUAUUUGGAUAACCAACCAAAGGGACAGAACCUGCCGUUUAUGAAGCCAGAAGAUGCACAAUAUUUCGACAAACUUUUAGUAGACGUCGAUGAGGAAGCGCUUAGUCCAGAGGAACAAAAAGAACGGAAAAUAAUGAAACUGUUGCUGAAAAUCAAGAACGGCACUCCUCCUAUGCGUAAAGCAGCUUUAAGGCAGAUUACAGAUAAGGCGAGAGAAUUCGGUGCCGGACCGUUAUUCAACCAGAUUUUACCGCUAUUGAUGAGUCCUACCCUCGAGGAUCAAGAACGGCAUUUGUUGGUGAAAGUAAUCGAUAGGAUUCUGUAUAAAUUGGAUGAUCUGGUCAGGCCUUAUGUGCACAAAAUUCUCGUUGUUAUUGAACCCCUGCUUAUCGACGAAGAUUACUACGCUCGUGUGGAAGGUCGUGAGAUCAUAUCCAACCUCGCCAAAGCCGCCGGUCUUGCCACUAUGAUCUCUACGAUGAGACCUGAUAUUGACAACAUCGACGAGUACGUCAGAAAUACAACUGCGAGAGCUUUCGCCGUUGUAGCUUCCGCUUUGGGAAUUCCUUCACUGUUGCCUUUCUUAAAGGCCGUUUGUAGGUCGAAGAAAUCUUGGCAGGCCAGGCAUACUGGUAUUAAGAUCGUUCAGCAGAUCGCUAUCCUUAUGGGUUGUGCAAUUUUGCCACAUUUGAAAUCUUUGGUGGAGAUUAUUGAGCAUGGAUUGGUGGAUGAGCAACAAAAAGUCAGGACCAUUACAGCUUUGGGUAUCGCCGCCCUUGCUGAAGCAGCUACCCCUUACGGUAUUGAAAGUUUCGACUCCGUACUUAAACCUCUCUGGAAAGGUAUCAGAACUCAUCGCGGUAAAGGUUUGGCCGCUUUCCUCAAAGCUAUCGGUUACUUGAUUCCCCUUAUGGAUGCCGAAUAUGCGAACUACUAUACUAGGGAAGUAAUGUUGAUUUUGAUCAGAGAGUUUCAGUCUCCCGACGAAGAAAUGAAGAAAAUCGUAUUGAAGGUCGUGAAGCAGUGUUGUUCGACGGACGGUGUCGAAGCGCAGUAUAUCAAAGAGGAAAUUUUGCCGCAAUUCUUCAAGCACUUCUGGAACCACAGGAUGGCUCUGGAUAGGCGUAAUUACAGACAACUAGUAGAUACGACCGUUGAGAUUGCUAAUAAAGUUGGAGCUUCCGAAAUCAUCAAUAGAAUAGUGGAUGAUCUUAAAGACGAAAAUGAAGCGUACAGGAAAAUGGUAAUGGAAAGUAUUGAGAAAAUAAUGGGUAACCUCGGAGCUGCUGACAUUGAUUCUAGACUAGAGGAACAGUUGAUUGACGGUAUAUUGUACGCGUUUCAGGAACAAACUACAGAAGAUGUCGUUAUGUUAAAUGGUUUUGGUACCAUCGUCAAUCAACUUGGAAAACGCGUUAAACCCUACUUACCCCAAAUUUGCGGUACCAUAUUGUGGAGAUUGAAUAACAAAUCUGCCAAAGUGAGACAGCAAGCGGCUGAUUUAAUUUCAAGGAUAGCAGUCGUGAUGAAAACGUGUCAAGAAGAAAAACUCAUGGGACAUUUGGGUGUUGUACUAUAUGAGUACUUGGGAGAAGAAUAUCCAGAGGUACUUGGAUCCAUUCUUGGAGCUUUAAAAGCUAUAGUUAAUGUUAUAGGUAUGACAAAAAUGACUCCACCCAUCAAAGAUCUGUUGCCUCGUUUGACGCCAAUUUUGAAGAACAGGCACGAAAAAGUCCAGGAGAACUGCAUAGAUUUGGUUGGUCGUAUCGCCGAUAGAGGUCCAGAGUAUGUUUCUGCUAGAGAAUGGAUGAGAAUUUGUUUUGAGUUACUGGAAUUACUCAAAGCUCACAAGAAAGCGAUUCGUAGAGCUACAGUAAACACUUUCGGAUAUAUAGCCAAAGCUAUAGGUCCUCACGACGUGCUGGCCACUUUACUGAAUAACUUAAAAGUACAAGAACGUCAAAACCGCGUCUGUACAACCGUAGCCAUAGCCAUUGUAGCUGAAACUUGUUCUCCCUUCACCGUAUUGCCAGCUCUAAUGAACGAAUACCGCGUACCAGAAUUGAACGUCCAAAAUGGAGUUUUGAAGUCACUUUCUUUCCUUUUCGAGUACAUAGGAGAAAUGGGCAAGGAUUACAUUUAUGCCGUAGCUCCGCUCUUAGAAGACGCUUUAAUGGACAGAGACUUAGUUCACCGACAGACUGCUUGUGCUGCAAUAAAGCACAUGGCACUUGGUGUGUAUGGUUUUGGUUGUGAGGACGCGCUCGUCCAUUUGUUGAACUAUGUCUGGCCCAAUAUAUUCGAAACGUCGCCACAUUUGGUGCAGGCCUUCAUGGACGCCAUCGAAGGAAUGCGAGUAGCUUUAGGACCUAUUAAAAUUCUACAAUAUACCUUGCAGGGUCUUUUCCAUCCUGCAAGAAAGGUGAGAGAUGUUUAUUGGAAAAUAUACAAUUCUUUGUACAUUGGGGGACAGGACUCGUUAGUGUGUGGUUACCCGAGGAUAGCCAAUGAUCCUAAGAAUCAGUAUAUUAGAUAUGAAUUAGAUUAUGUAUUGUAAAUUGUUAAGAUAUUCUUAGUUUAGGUAUUUGUGAAAUAGAUUGAAUGUUGAAAUUUAACGGCGUAAGUUAUACUUAUAAAAAUAAAAUACAAAAGUGCAUGUUUAUUUUUUUUUAAAGCUAUUGCAUUAUUUUGAUUUAAUUCUAGACGGCACAAUAAUG